This is a messenger RNA of Ailuropoda melanoleuca (giant panda), 1585 nucleotides long. RefSeq names its product protein C19orf12 homolog. The coding region runs from base 587 to 1027 and encodes 146 amino acids. The record is from RefSeq and is a predicted model, not a curated record. NCBI's taxonomy places the organism in Eukaryota, Metazoa, Chordata, Mammalia, Carnivora, Ursidae. The transcript has 4 exons.
AGAAAUGUACCCAAGAGUUACUGAGGAACAGGCUCUGCCCCAACCUUUGUCAAGCUCCUUUAGGGACUGCUUGCAUGAAAAGCGGAAUGAUGGAAGGAAGUGCCCUUUGAACCUUGGGUCCAGCUGAGGCCAGAAGGAGAAGCAUCAGCUCAUGGCCACUUUGAUUUUAAUUCCGGGCCCUGUCCGGUGGCCCCUCUGUGUUGUGGGUCUCCAUGCCCACUGACCCUGGGGCAGAGUCCACCCUGCCGUUGCCCUGCCUGCCUGCCAGUUUCCCAACAGGGCAGCAAACAGUAUCGUGACCUCAGAGAAUUGUUCUAAGGUCAUUAGUCCACCAGUGCAGCAAACAGUAUUGUGACCUCAGACAAUUGUUGUAAGGUCCAUCUGUCUGUCUAUCGGAACAGAUGCAAAGCCCUGGAAUUGUGUGGUUUAGUUUACUCUCUGGUUGUCCCAUCUUACUGGUCCUCCUUAGGGUCAACCUGCCCACGCCUUUACCAUCCCCCAUGCAGAACUGGACGGGCUUUAGGAGUGGCUGCUGAUAGAAAAGCCAGUGGUUGUCUCAGCAACAGAAUAUUCAUUUAGAGCCAACAUGUCUGCGGGCCGCAGUGUCCAGACUCACACCAGGUUCAAAAAAAAGCCCCUCUCGGUGGAUGACGUCAUGAAGCUGCUUGGCUGCAUCUCGGAGUAUGAGGAUUUGAAGGUGACCUACAAGUUCUCUAAGAAGGGCGCGAUGAUUGCAGGAACUGUGGCCUUCAUCGGUGGUCUGGUCGGAGGACCACCCGGAAUAGCUGUGGGGGGGGCUGUCGGGGGUCUAUUAGGUGCAUGGAUGACAAGGGGACAAUUUAAGCCGAUUCCUCAGAUCAUAAUGGAGCUGACGCCUGAUAAGAGGCGGAAGAUCUAUGAUGAAGCCACCGCCAUCCUCGGGGACCUGGAGUGGGCGGACGCUGUGGAGCUGACCAAGCAGGUCAUGGACAAUGAGUUUGUGAAGCAGCAGCUGCUGGCCCUUCUGAGAAAGUUCUUCAACGGCUAAGGUAAAACCAGCCUGGUACAUAGAAGACUCCAGAUGGUUCGAAUGCAAAGGCAGGGCUUCCUCCAGAAUGAACUCUGCCCCAGGCCCGUCCCCAGAGACAGUCACUGUACAAAUUUCUCGUGCAUUCCUUAACUCGGUUUUUAAAUAGUCUUUGAAAACCAUUCAUUUCCUUUUAUUUCUCAGUGUUCAUUGAUGAAAGUUUAGGACAAUCUAUCCAGAAAAGGAUGGUGAAACCACUACAAAUUUUACCACCCAGAAAAUCACUUUUAACACAUUUGGUACGAUUCAUACAAACCUUUUAAUGCUAUGUAUGUCCAUUUCCAGCAUAUUUACAUUCUUCAUGUUUAGGCCUCUUUGAAUGCUUUUAUCAAUUAACAUUAUAUAACAUUUGUGAUUUAAUUAAAAGUUCAUUGUAAACAUGUGUCAUGGCUGUAUACUAUGCCAUCCUACUUAGCCCUUUCCCUGAUGUGGUUUUCAUUGCUGCAGUGAACAGUUUUGUGUUAACAUUCUGUUCAUAUUUCAGACUCUCAUGGACUUUUGGAUAGACUCCUCAAAGUA